This is a messenger RNA of Sebastes umbrosus (honeycomb rockfish), 1938 nucleotides long. It is a transcript of the gene bacc1, whose product is annotated as chromosome 17 C17orf49 homolog. The record is from RefSeq and is a predicted model, not a curated record. Gene Ontology annotation, cellular component: NURF complex; MLL1 complex. The transcript has 7 exons. NCBI's taxonomy places the organism in Eukaryota, Metazoa, Chordata, Actinopteri, Perciformes, Sebastidae. Bases 284 to 901 code for a protein of 205 amino acids.
ACCAAUGAAGUUCAACUUCCAAAGACGCGCAACAUUUCCUCUUUCCUCCUUUCUGCCUUUGUUGAUUAUUAUUCACAUUUUCUCCUCAAUAUGUUUCUAUAAACUACUAAUAACUGGUUCUGAUCGAUGUGUUUCCUCCAGAGCUCCGUUCUCUGGUGAUCUGACUCCUCUAGAGGACUCAGAUAGAUCACAUUACUGAAGAUAACUGGAGCUAACUGAAGCUAGCUGAGCAUCCUCUCAUUGUUUUGAUUAAAGAACAACUUUAAAGAAGUCCUGCAGCACCAUGACGUCAGCCUCUGCUAAGGUGGGGGAGAUCUUCUCAGCAGCAGGCGCUGCCUUCACUAAGUUGGGAGAGUUGACGAUGCAGCUUCACCCGGUGUCAGACUCCAGCCCAGCAGGAGCCAAAUGGACGGAGACUGAGAUCGAGAUGCUGCGUCUGGCGGUGCGUCGCUUUGGAGACGACCUCAACAACAUCAGCACGGUGAUCAAAGAGCGCACCGUCGCUCAGAUCAAGAGCACGGUGAAGAGGAAGCUGUACGAGGACAGCAGAGUCCCCAUCUCCUCCGAGUCCCCGAAGAAGACCGUGAAGAAGACUGCCGUUGCCAUGGCGCCGGCUCCCGCGCCCGCCGCCCCCGCCAUGAUCGCCGUGCCCACAACACAGGUCGUCGUGGCGACGGGCAUGCAGAACAGCCCCUCUCUGGCCCCUCCCAUCAAGAAGCAGAAGACGGCAGACGUGACUCUCAGCGCUCUGAAUGACUCUGACGUGAACAGCGAUCUGGUGGACAUCGAAGGACUCGGAGACGGUUCCUCCAACAAGAAGCUCAACUUUGACCAAGAGAGCCUGAAUCUGGACUCCAGCCUCAUCAUGAACUCCAGUGACCUCCCCCUCCUGUCCCGCUGACCUUUGACCUCUCAAACACUUUAUUAUUCUGCUCCUGUUACCUGACGGUCGUCUGUCCACAUUUAAAUUAACAUCCGUGUGUUUAUUCUUAAGUUUAAGGUCAAAGUUAAAACCAGAAAUGAUCCAGAUGUGAACAGUUUUAGUUUUAGUUUGUUGUUUUCUGUGUUUCAGUCAGUUUUAGUCUCAGAUCAGAAAACAGGAAACAGAAACAUGUCAGUCAGUUUGUUCAUCCUUUGCUCUUCAUCUUCAUCAUCAUCAUCAUCAUCAUCAUGAAGAAGAGCGUGGAGCUACACAUCAGUGAUGAAGAUGAACCUGGAGAGACGAUGAGCUGAUUGAUCACUCUGAUUAGUUCCUCUGAGCUCUCAGUACUGAUCAGCCUGCAGUUUAUACUUUAAUCUUCCUCCUCCUCCUCUUCUUCUUCUUCAUCCUCCUCUUCUUCAUCCUCCUCCUCUUCCUUGAUUUAAUAAUUGAAUGCCUCAUCAUUAUCAUCAUAAUAAUAAUAAUAAUUGUUACCAGCUUCACGUUUCUCGGCGUUGAUCUUCUGAUUUCUUAAAGAAAUCCGAGGUGAUGUUCUGAAGAUAUUUCCUGAAUCCUCAAAGACUCUUCGAACCGUCUGGAUGACGAAAUGAAAAAGUUUCUCAUCCAGAUGUUUAAAGAGUCUUUGAGGAUUCUGGGAAUAUCUUCAAAACAACAACAAACAUCACCAGGUAUUUAUUUAUUUUAUUUUUUUGUUGAAACAUUGGAAGCUCAGCGCUGUGACCCGGAUGUUACGCUGGUAAAUAUCUGAUAUGUGUGUCCAAAAGAUGUCUGAAACAAUUCUGUGAAUAUUUGGAUUAAUCAUCAUUUGCUGACCAGAAGAGAAGACAUAUGUAGAAAACCAGACUUCUCCUUUAUCUUCGUCAGUGUUCCUGACGGUUGGCGAUCAUGAUGGUAGCGAGGUAGAAAACCUGCUUUUUCACUUGAACAUUUUAUCAAUCAGUGGCUGAGAGAUGUAAAAACACCGUUUUGAUUAUGUCAAUUAAAAACUCUGAAUAGUU